UAUUUUGUUCUGUUUGUGUUUCAGUGCAACAACACCUGGGCUACUGGAUCCCGGCUUACUCUCUCACCUCCACAAAACAUGGUGGAAUGCAGAAAGUAGGAACACUCUCCAAUGGGGUUUUUAUGCCAUUAAUUGGAUUUGGAACAUACAAGAUUCGUGGACAUGAGAUAAUUUCCUCGGUUACGAAGGCUGCGCUACAAGCUGGCUACACAUCCUUUGACACAGCUGCCAUAUACCGGAAUGAGAGUGAAUUGGGUGAAGCUUUAGAAAAAUUCCUACCCGAGGUGGGCCUUACGAGAGAGGAAAUAUUCAUAACUUCCAAACUGAGUCCUAGUGAUCAGGGGCGAGAGAAGUGCAAAGAAGCUUUUUACUUAUCUCUUUCCAACUUGAAGCUCGACUACCUUGACCUGUUCUUAAUUCACUGGCCUGGAGUCAAGAAUCUCAAGCCUGAAGACCCAAAAAACCGAGAAUUGCGGAAUCAGAGUUGGGCUUCCCUGGAGGAGAUCUACAAAUCUGGCAAAGUUCGUGCCAUAGGUGUUUCAAAUUAUUCUGUGGCUCAGCUGAAAGAUCUGCUCCAGCAUGCUUCAGUUGUGCCUCAUGUAAACCAGGUGGAGUACCACCCACAUUAUCUUCAAAGUGAACUGAAGCAGUUUUGUUGCAGCCAAGGAAUUACCUUUCAAGCGUAUUCCUCCCUGGGAACCACAGUGAAGGAGAGCCCACUGUUACAGGACCAAAAGGUCACCAGUGUAGCCAGUAGGCUGUCACGUUCUCCUGCCCAGGUGUUGCUCCGUUGGGCUACACAACAGGGUGUUGGUAUUCUUCCUAAAUCCACUAAUGAGGAGCACAUCAGAGAAAAUAUCCAGUUGGACUUUGAUUUAAGUGCAGAGGAUUUGGAGGCUCUCUCCAAUUUAAACAUAAACAAAAAAUACGCCUGGGAUCCAUUAGUUGUAUUUUAGUUACCAAUACUGUAUAAUUGUUACACUGACCUUACUACUGUACGUGCAGUAAAUUGAAUCUAUAAUCUUGAA
Molecule: messenger RNA, 1028 nt
Organism: Homarus americanus (American lobster)
Lineage: Eukaryota; Metazoa; Arthropoda; Malacostraca; Decapoda; Nephropidae
Product: glyoxal reductase-like
Exons: 8
Coding region: 87-956 (289 amino acids)
Molecular function (GO): oxidoreductase activity
Source: RefSeq, a predicted model, not a curated record